GGAGUGAGUAACAUUUGUUAGUGACUUUUCUUUUUGUGCAUAUAUUAUCCUCAAAUCCUAAUGAAACGUCGUCGUUACUAUCCAUUGACUAAUUAGAUUACUGAUACAAUUACAUUUGUUCCAGUCGUUAACUCAGAAGACAGAAGACUCUCAAGUUGCAUCACAUCUCUGUUUCUUAUUCCUUCUUUUCUAUUUAUAGUUUUCAGUUUGAUCCGUUGUUACCUUCUUCCCAUCAAGAACAAAGAUAAGGUAAACUUCUAUGGGUCGAUGAAAUUUUUGUUCUAACUGAGAAGGGAAGAUGAGAAAAAGGCCUGUCACUUCUGCUGCUGCUGAAUCUAACCCGUCAAGCAGUAAUGUAGCCGGUGAUAAAAAGGGACCCAAAAUCAGUGAUGGUAAUGUCAAAGUGGUUGCUAAGAGGUCCCCGUGGGUGAUUCUGGCCUUAUUUGUGCUCCUUGUGAAUGGGAGUGUGGCUGUUUAUCAUUACCAAUUUGAGAAUCUGCCCCACCCGCUUACAGCUGCCCAGGCGGGCAAAAGAGGAUUUUCUGAGGUUGAGGCAUUGAAGCAUGUUCAGGCAUUAACUGAAUUGGGUCCUCAUCCUGUUGGUUCUGAUGCUCUGGAUAAAGCUCUGAAGUAUGUCUUGUCAGAAGCAGAGUCUAUUAAGAAGAAUGCUCACUGGGAAGUUGAAGUAGAAGUUGACUUUUUUCAUGCAAAUUCUGGUGCUAAUCGUCUGGUUAGUGGCCUUUUUAAGGGAAAGACUCUUGUCUAUUCAGAUAUGAAUCACAUUGUGAUGAGAAUCUUGCCUAAAUAUGUCGUUGAAGCUGGAGACUAUGCUAUCCUCGUCUCAUCUCAUGUUGAUACAGUAUUUGCAGGGUAAGUUAUCUUUUGUUUGGUUAGGAGAAACAAAUUUUUUUUUUUUCUCUGGAAACAGUUUUAUCUUUAAUCAAUCCAUAGGGCUUUGUAAAAGCUGUAGGUCUGUUUGUGUUAAUUUAGAUUUCAGAUUAAUAUGGACAUUAUUUUUAUCCCAUUAUGUAUUUGGACAUUAUCGCUUGGUUUUUAAAAUUAGAGAAGGAGCUGGAGAUUGCAGUUCUUGUGUAUCUGUGAUGUUGGAGCUUGCACGAGGGGUUUCUCAAUGGGCUCAUGGAUUUAAGCAUGCUGUUAUCUUUUUAUUCAAUACUGGGGAGGAGGAAGGACUAGAUGGUGCUCACAGCUUCAUAACUCAGCAUCCUUGGAGUGACACUGUGCGAAUUGCUGUUGAUUUGGAGGCAAUGGGAAUUGGCGGGAAGUCUGGCAUUUUCCAGGCUGGUCCUCAUCCUUGGGCUAUUGAGAACUUUGCUGCAGCAGCCAAGUAUCCAUCUGCUCAGAUUGUGGCACAGGAUCUCUUUUCUUCUGGAGCAAUAAAGUCAGCAACUGAUUUUCAAGUAUAUAAGGAGGUCGGGGGACUUUCUGGGCUAGACUUUGCUUUUGCUGACAACACUGCUGUAUACCACACAAAGAAUGACAAAUUAAAGCUUUUGAAACCUGGUGCUCUGCAACAUCUUGGAGAGAACAUGCUUGCUUUCCUGCUUCGAGCAGCAGCCUCUUCUGAUUUCCCGAAAAGUAAGGCAAUAGAGCAAGAUGGAACUCCAACCGGGGAUGCUGCUGUAUAUUUUGAUGUUUUGGGAGCAUAUAUGAUCACAUUUCGUCAACGGUUAGCCAACAUGUUUUACAACUCCACCAUAAUGCAGUCACUUUUAAUAUGGGUUACAUCACUGAUGAUGGGUGGUUCUCCGGCAGUUAUUGCACUCGCUCUGUCAUGUUUGAGUAUUGUCCUGAUGUGGAUAUGCUCUAUUGGUUUUGCUGCUCUUGUUGCUCUAAGUCUCCCACUUGUAUCUUCCUCACCAGUUCCAUAUAUUUCGACCCCAUGGCUGGUGGUCGGUUUAUUUGGUGGUCCUGCUAUAUUAGGAGCAUUUGCUGGCCAACAUCUGGGCUAUAUUAUACUUUCAAAAUACUUAUCAACAACGUAUUCACAAAGAUAUCGGAACCUUUCUUCUUCUGUUAAAGCUGAUAUUGCUAAAUUGGAUUCAGAAAGAUGGCUCUUUAAGUCGGGUUUAAUACAGUGGCUUCUACUCCUCACACUGGGAAACUAUUAUAAGGUCGGAUCUACUUAUAUAGCCCUUGUUUGGCUGGUCUCCCCAGCUUUCGCAUAUGGGUUGCUUGAAGCUACUUUGUCUCCAGCUCGGUUGCCUAAGCCACUGAAAACUCUGACUUUACUUGUUGGCUUGUCAAUGCCUGUUCUCUUAUCUGCUGGCAUGAUCAUUCGGUUGACUGCCACAAUGAUCGGAACAGCUGUUCGAUUUGAAAGAAUUCCUGGAAGCAAUCCUGAGUGGCUGGGGAGUGUAAUAAUUGCCGUACUUGUUGCUGGUUUUGUGUGCUUGACGUUGGUCUAUCUUCUGUCCUAUAUUCACAUUUCAGGAGCAAAAGUGCCAAUUGCAGUUACUGCAGUUGUUCUCCUUGUCCUGUCAAUUGGGGCAGUGUCCUUCGGUCUUAUUCCGGCAUUUACCGACGAUACUGCUAGAGCUGUGAAUGUUGUGCAUGUUGUGGAUACAACAGGAAGAUAUGGUGGAAAUGAGGAAGCAGACUCUUACACAUCCCUGUUUUCCCUAACUCCUGGGAACUUGAUCAAGGAAGCUGAAGCUAUAGGGAACGGAAUGGUUUGUGGCAGCCAAAAACAGCCCGAUUUUGUUACUUUUUCAGUCAAGUACGGCUGUUGGAUUGACAAGGAUGCCGGGAUUGGCUGGGACAAGUCUGAUAUACCUUCUAUUCAUGUUGAGCAUGAUAGGAAGGAUGAGAACAGAAUAACUGAAGUCUCAUUGGAUACAAAAGUUUCUACUCGAUGGACGCUUGCGAUCAAUAUGGAAGAGAUUGAAGAUUUUCUGUUGAAAGAUGCAGAGGGUUCGGAAUUGAUUCCAGUGGGUGGAAAGAGCAGUGCAGAUGGAUGGCACAUCAUUCAGUUUUCAGGGGGAAAGAAAGCACCCACCAAAUUUGAUCUGAAGCUGUUCUGGACAAAUAAAAAUGUCACAAGCAAGGAGGCCGGCGCCGGAGAGCUUCCUCUCCUAAAAUUGAGGACAGAUGUGGACAGAUUGACUCCUCCGGCACAGGAUGUUCUGGGGAGGCUUCCGUCGUGGUGUUCACUGUUUGGAAAAUCAACAUCUCCUCAUACAUUAGCAUUUUUGAGCAGUCUUCCAGUUGGCUUCUAGGUCACACAGGUUAAACAGUAGAAAUCACACUUGUAUUUAAAAAGAUUGUGCCGGACGAUCUUCUGUAUUAGUAAUCAUCUAGAACUCUGUGAUUUCACUACGAUGAGCAGAACCAAUCUGAUCUUAUUAUAUCAUCAAUCAAUUAAUAUACAUUCCCCAAACAACAAGAAUUUACUAAUGUGAUCACUAUUGAUUACAAUAGACCGUAGAAGCUUUUGUACCGGAUUUUGAAAAAUGUACUUUAGUCUUCGCUUUCGAUUUAGUAACUUCUGAAUCAUGGUACUAGAGGAAAAAGGAAAAGAAAAAAAAAAAUUUGGCAUGAAUUUAUGGAAUGCUCAACUGCCCCUCCAAGGAGUAUCUCCAAUCCAUGGAGAAGUGGGUCUAAGGAGAAGGAGAAGAUUGAGGUGUUCUCUUAUUUUGUACUCCCUCCGUCACAUACUUAUUGUUCAGUUUCUCAAACUGGACAAUAAUUUUGGGACAGAAGGGAUACUAGUAGUUAAUUUAGUUUAAUCUAGUUUAGUGACUUUAGUGGUAGUGG
Molecule: messenger RNA, 3774 nt
Organism: Oldenlandia corymbosa var. corymbosa
Lineage: Eukaryota; Viridiplantae; Streptophyta; Magnoliopsida; Gentianales; Rubiaceae
Source: the annotation of a GenBank genome assembly